Messenger RNA from Monopterus albus (swamp eel), 1826 nucleotides. It is a transcript of the gene lgmn, whose product is annotated as legumain. Gene Ontology annotation, molecular function: cysteine-type endopeptidase activity. The transcript has 14 exons. Gene Ontology annotation, biological process: vacuolar protein processing. The record is from RefSeq and is a predicted model, not a curated record. Lineage: Eukaryota; Metazoa; Chordata; Actinopteri; Synbranchiformes; Synbranchidae. The coding region runs from base 130 to 1440 and encodes 436 amino acids.
UCCUGACUAUUGCAUUCCUGACUUCGUAUAUUAAUGUUUUCACCGAGUGGCUCAAGGUGUCCCCGUAUUUCGCCGCUGGUUUCUUCGUACAGCACAUCUUAGAACAGGACUCGACAUAAAGAAAGAAACAUGCAUCAACCAGUCCUCCUCGCCCUGCUCGGCCUGAGCCUGGGGCUGGUGACUGCAUUUCCUUCCGAGGAGCCAGACAGUGGGAAACACUGGGUAUUGAUCGUAGCGGGCUCCAAUGGCUGGUACAACUACAGGCACCAGGCCGAUGCUUGCCAUGCCUACCAGAUCGUUCACAAGAAUGGCAUCCCAGAUGAGCAGGUUGUGGUUAUGAUGUAUGAUGACUUGGCUGAGAAUGAAGCGAACCCCACCCCUGGCAUAUUGAUCAACAGACCAAAUGGCACAGAUGUGUAUAAGGGAGUUCCUAAAGACUACACCAAUGAUGCUGUGACCCCACAAAAUUUCCUGGCGGUGUUGAAGGGUGAUGCCUCAGGAGUUAAAGGUGGAUCUGGAAAAGUCCUGAAGAGCGGCCCCAAUGAUCAUGUGUUCGUGUACUUCACUGACCACGGGGCACCCGGUAUUGUGGCGUUUCCUAAUGAUGAUCUCCAUGUUGAAGACCUGCAGGCAGCCAUUAAAUACAUGCAUGACAAUAAAAAAUACAAAAAGAUGGUGUUCUACAUUGAGGCAUGUGAGUCCGGGUCAAUGAUGAACAACCUGCCUGAUGACAUUGACGUGUAUGCCACCACAGCAGCUAACCCUCAUGAGUCCUCUUAUGCCUGCUAUUAUGACGAGAAGAGGGACACAUACCUGGGCGACUUGUACAGUGUUAGCUGGAUGGAGGACUCUGAUGUGGAGGACCUGAAUAAAGAGACUUUGAUAAAGCAGUUCAAGAUUGUAAAGAGCCACACAAACACCAGCCACGUCCAGCAGUAUGGAAACAAGACAGUGGGCCACAUGAAGGUGUUAGCAUUCCAGGGUAGCCAGAAAGCAGACCGCCCACCCACUCCUCCAGUGAUUCUGCAGCCAGUGGAGAAUCUGGAUUUGACCCCGAGCCCUGACGUUCCUCUGGCCAUCCUCAAGAGGAAGAUGAUGGCCUCCAAUGACAUCAGGGUUGCAAGGGGGCUGCUGAUGGAGAUCAACUCCCACCUCAGGUUCAGGAAGAUUCUGGCUGACACUAUGCGCCAAGUGGUCGAGAAGGUGACCGGCAAUAGUUUCAAGGCCGAGGAGGUUCUCAACGAGAGAGCCGACCUGUCCCAGCAUCAGUGCUACAAAGCUACAGUCAACCACUACAAACACAACUGCUUCAACUGGCACAAACCCGAGCAUGAAUAUGCUCUGAGACAUCUGUAUGCUCUCGUGAACCUGUGUGAGAGGGGAUACCCCGCACAUAGCAUCCAGCAGGCCAUGGAUUCUGUGUGUCCUUUCAUGCAGUAAAAAGAAGUCUGCAAAUCCAUUAGAGCCUCGGAUCAGUCUGCUGGAGGUUAAGAGAACUUCUCUUUCUGCUGCUUAGAAAUCAAUCUGACGUUGAUGUUAUUGUUUUAUCAACACACUAUAACUUGUUUUUUAAAUUUGUGAUUUUUUUUUGUGAUUUUACUGAGAAUUUUUAAGCUUGUUUUAUGAUGAGUUGCACUAUCAUGUGAAUGUUUAAUGGAUGGUGUUUUACUGUUUCUGAUGCUUUAUUUGGGGUCCAAAAUGCCUUGCAUGAAAGUUUUCUAAACAUGUAAAGGACAUUACCACUACACAAUGAAUGUUUGUUGUACACAAGUUGUUGUAACACUGGGACCUUGAAAUAAAAUCUGACAACCAAAACUGCAAGAGGG